UGGGAGGGGGCUGGUGGCAGGGCCGGAGUCCAGUCAGGACGGCUGGCACCAGUGAUCCUGCCACAGAAGGGAGCCAAGGACUCCGUGUCUGGGGCCUGGGACCGCCUGCCUGAGAGGGGCAGGAGCCCCAGCCCUGGUCGUGGACGCAGGGGCCAUCCUCAAGGCCUCAAGGCACUCCUGAGAGGCCCGGCACCCGCUCCACGCGCGGACCGUCGCCGAGGCAUGAGGACGCCACAGCCCGGGGGGACGCACUCUCUGCUCUCGGGGCCCCGAGCGCGCCGCGCCCAGGAGCCGGCCAGAGCCUGACGCCGCGUCGUCUCCCCGAGCGCACGGGGCUCCGCGGGCGACCGACCGGCCAGCUCCCUGCUGCAUGGAACGGCUGCAGAAGCAACCACUUACCUCCCCUGGGAGCGUCAGCUCCUCCCGCGGCUCCAGUGUUCCCGGCUCUCCCUCCAGCAUCGUGGCCAAGAUGGACAACCAGGUGCUGGGCUACAAGGACUUGGCUGCCAUCCCCAAGGACAAGGCCAUCCUGGACAUCGAGCGGCCUGACCUCAUGAUCUAUGAGCCCCACUUUACCUAUUCUCUCCUGGAACACGUGGAGCUGCCCAGAAGCCGGGAGCGCUCACUGUCACCCAAAUCCACAUCCCCCCCACCAUCCCCAGAGGUGUGGGCGGAGAGCCGGUCCCCUGGAACCAUCUCUCAGGCUUCAGCCCCAAGAACCACCGGGACCCCCCGGACCAGCCUACCCCAUUUCCACCAUCCUGAGACCACCCGCCCAGAUUCCAACAUCUACAAGAAGCCACCUAUCUACAAGCAGAGAGCAGAGUCCACGGGAGGCAGCCCCCAGAGCAAGCACCUCAUCGAGGACCUCAUCAUCGAGUCCUCCAAGUUUCCUGCGGCCCAGCCACCUGACCCCAACCAGCCAGCCAAGAUCGAAACUGACUAUUGGCCGUGCCCUCCGUCGUUGGCGGUCGUGGAGACAGAAUGGAGGAAACGGAAGGCCUCUCGGAGGGGGGCAGAGGAAGAGGAAGAGGAAGAAGAUGAUGACUCCGGGGACGAGAUGAAGGCUCUCAGGGAGCGUCAGCGAGAGGAACUCAGUAAGGUUACUUCCAACUUGGGAAAGAUGAUCUUGAAAGAAGAGAUGGAAAAGUCACUGCCUAUCCGGAGGAAAACCCGCUCUCUGCCCGACCGGACACCCUUUCAUACCUCCUUGCAAGCAGGAACAUCCAAGUCGUCUUCUCUCCCCGCCUAUGGCAGGACCACUCUGAGCCGGCUACAGUCCACAGAAUUCAGCCCCUCUGGGAGUGAGACCGGAAGUCCAGGCCUGCAGAACGGAGAGGGCCAGAGGGGGAGGAUGGACCGGGGGAACUCCCUGCCCUGUGUGCUGGAGCAGAAGAUCUAUCCCUACGAAAUGCUGGUGGUGACCAAUAAGGGGAGAACCAAGUUGCCUCCAGGUGUGGAUCGGAUGAGGCUUGAGAGACACCUGUCAGCCGAGGACUUCUCAAGGGUAUUCUCCAUGUCCCCUGAAGAGUUUGGCAAGCUGGCCCUGUGGAAGCGGAAUGAACUCAAGAAAAAGGCUUCUCUCUUCUGACCAUCCUUCCCGCUCCGUGACUGACGCUCUUCCCUGCUGCUUCGGGGCUCUAGAGCUGGGGUCACUAGACCCCAAAGCAUCGUCUCUUAGGGGUGCAGGGUGGUGGUGGGGGAUGGAGGUAGGGUUGUCUCCAUUCCCCAGGUGAGGGGGAGCCAGGACCUCUGCAGUGCUGGGGUGUGGGACGUGAACUUGCUUCCCCAUAAAAAGCCAGGGGCCUCCUUCCCUCCUCCUUGGUCCUCACCGCACAGGGCAGACCCAGUCUGGAGCCCAGCACACACAGAGUCAACAUUUGCACCCUCUCCCCAACCCCACCCCCACGGGAAGGUCCCCACAAGAGAGUGAGGAGAAAGGAAAGCAGCACUUAGUGGUCAGGCAUGUUGGCAGUCUGGACCCAUGGGUGGGUACAACCUUCAGGCCUGCGGGGGGAGGGGGAGAGUGGGGAGCAGCCAGGAGGGCAGGGAGAGCCCCAGGACUCUGUGCACCCAAGCACGCCUCCUCACCUCACCUAGGACAGCUUCCCCUGCACCUGGGCCUCUGGCUUCUCUGAUUCUUAGCAGGAGCAGGCUUGAGCUCAGCCUCUAACAAUGAAGCCACCCUGCCCUCCAGCUCACCCUCUCCUCUCCUGGUGACCCCUAAGCUUCAAAGCCUCUUGCUCCAGCCCUGUGGCUUCCCUAGAAGCCAUGGCUUAGAGUGGAGAUGUUGCAGAACCCUGGCCCACCGUCAGCCUCCAGGCAAGUCAGCUAGACUCCAAGCACCCAGGUCCUGUGCAGAACCCAGGCCUUCAGGCUCUCUUUGGAUGGGAUCAAGAGGCCAGGCUGUGUCCAGGCCACCAGGUCCUGCCCAUUUCCAUGCAUCCCCACCAUGCUGUCUAAAGAAUGUAAUUUAUUGGGGCACCCCCAAGCUGCUUUCUCUCCUAACUCUCUGCCCUCCCUUAAUCACACUCCCAGCUUCUCUUCUCUACAGAUACAUAUGUGUAUAUAAUUAUAUAUAUAUUUUUGCCGGGGUCUGGCUUUUGUUCCUGCUCAGGCCCUGGUACCCCUUUCCACUGUGUGUGUGUGUGUGUGAUAAUGCUGUGGGAGGGGGACUCUGCUUGGAAUUAAAAGGUUGCAUUGGGUCCCCAAA
Canis lupus familiaris (dog) is the source of this 2713-nucleotide messenger RNA. It is a transcript of the gene DMTN, whose product is annotated as dematin actin binding protein. Bases 371 to 1591 code for a protein of 406 amino acids. The record is from RefSeq and is a predicted model, not a curated record. Gene Ontology annotation, biological process: lamellipodium assembly; cytoskeleton organization; actin filament bundle assembly. Gene Ontology annotation, cellular component: actin cytoskeleton; plasma membrane. Gene Ontology annotation, molecular function: actin filament binding. The transcript has 16 exons. Lineage: Eukaryota; Metazoa; Chordata; Mammalia; Carnivora; Canidae.